Xenia sp. Carnegie-2017 is the source of this 3034-nucleotide messenger RNA. RefSeq names its product chondroitin sulfate ABC exolyase-like. The record is from RefSeq and is a predicted model, not a curated record. Gene Ontology annotation, molecular function: carbohydrate binding; lyase activity. Gene Ontology annotation, biological process: glycosaminoglycan catabolic process; carbohydrate metabolic process. Gene Ontology annotation, cellular component: extracellular region. Lineage: Eukaryota; Metazoa; Cnidaria; Anthozoa; Malacalcyonacea; Xeniidae.
CCUGUAAAUUUGUGAUAAGUAUAUCGUCGUUGGAAUCACAAAAAUAAUCACAAGACAACCAUGUCGAAGUAAAUCUUAUCGAUGGAAAAUGAGUAACUGCUAUAGCGAAGAUCAACAAAAGUCUUCAUUGAAAAAAUAUUAACAUUCAUUCAUUUAUACUGGAAUUUGUUUCAGUGUGUUAUGAAGUACAGAAAGAAGCAGAAACACAUCAUUGUGAUGACAACUGUCGUUAUUCUUAUUGCUGGUGAAAUAUACGGUAUGUUGAAGAAAUUUAUCCGUACAAAACAUAUAAACAAACUCAUGGGUAACCCAUACUUAUCCCAUUGUAUCAACAGAUGAACGGAGUCUUUCUUACUUCAAAGUUUCUCCUUCGUCGAAAUUGAUUUCGUCAGAUGACGUUUACAAGCAUAAUCACCGUGCACUCAAAUGGUUUUGGUCUCGAAGAGAUAUUCUUACACUGGACUUAUCUCAUCACCCUAUCAAGGGAAGACAUCUUUCCAAAGGAGGAGUGAAAGUUUGGAUUUAUCAACGGAAAACUAUUUCCGGAGAAAUAACCGUAUCGUUUUACCCGCACGUUUAUACUUAUAAAUUUAUAAAGCCCGAAUGCACCUUUACCAUGUCCUUGAAAUUUACAGGCUGGCGUGCCGUGUGGGUAAGCUUUCAAGAAUGCCGGCGAGGGCAACGCUUGCAUCCAUUAUACCGACUUCAAUUUCAAGCUCCCAACCAACACGUGGGUGUGUUAUAUUUUGACUUAUUGCACAUUGUACGGAGUAACUUUAUACGGCAAUCACGUGACAGUAUCGUUCCUCCAAUCAGAAGCACGCAGAUGCCAUCUAAUGUUUGGCAACAAACUUAUUACUGGAGUCAGGUAAAAUCAAGAACUGAAGUAUUCAACGACCUUGAAUUGAGCGAUGAUCAAUUAUAUCGCCUAAAGGAAAUUCGUUUGAUAAGCAAACGGCUAAGAGACUGGUAUGUAGUUCCAGGAAAGUCAACCUUUGAAUUGACUGGAAAAUACAAGAAGCGUCCCGGAUUAUUCUCCCACAACUCAGCUUUUGGUAAAUUAUCUGCAUCCUCCACAGAGAUAAAGUUUGGUUUUGUGUUUCGAGACAUUUUGUUGCCGCUUUCGUUUGAGUAUUUUUUUGCCAUAAGGAAAGAGGAAAUUCACAAAGCAAUCAAAUUAACAAUGUCCACUUACAAGAAGCAAAAAACACAAAAAGCGACACUAAAAAUGCUAACUUAUGACGACGAGGAGUUUAUGAAUAAAUUCGUUGAAAUGUUCGGUCAUUUACUCAGUGAGAACAAACUAAGCACAGCUUUAAAGAAAAUGAAUGAAAAAAGACUUUCACGAAUAUUGAGAAUCUUUGAGUACAUAGUAGAUCAAGGAUGGGACGAAGGAAGUGCCUUGGGAUCUCUAGAUCAUGAAAUGAAUCGAAGCAGUAAAGGUUUUGUGACGUCUAUAUUCUUGCUACGGAAACCGCUGUACAAAGCUGGAUUGCUACCACGCGUUAUAAAAAUCAUGAAAUGGUAUCUGGAAUUUGGUGAAUUGUACCAAAAGCCCUUUAAGUUCACUGGAACGACCGCUGACCGAUUAAGGACGUUGUUUUUAUAUCGUCUCAUGUGCGUAUUGGUCAUGCCAGAAACGACACUCCAAGAAGUAAUGCAAAAGUUGCACGACAUGAAAGCGCUGAAAGCCUGGUACGAAAACGCAUUGACGAUAAAUCCAGCUUUGGGUGGCACAAUAAAACCAGAUUUUACCGGAUAUCAUCACAAAUCCUUUUAUCCUAACGACUACGUAUUGCCAGGUCUUUUAACGGCAGCACACGUAGUAUAUUUGCUAAGGGGAACUACAUACGAGCUAUCAACACAAAGUCGUGAAAAUUUAAGAAAUGCAAUCAAUUUUAUGCGACUCUUAUCUGAAAAAUACGUCAUUCCAAACACAGUCACCAAUGCAUCGCCUACGACAGCUAAACCAGAAUUGAUUUGUUUAAUACCAGCCUUCGCUUAUGCUGCAUUGUGGGAGAAAAUCCCCGAGGAUCUUCACGAUUUACGUCUGAAGCAAGAACAAGAACGAAACGUUAGAUUAUCGUCUAGAAACAUGUACAAGCCAUACUUAGUGAAUAUGAUCUUAUCAAAUAGGCCAAGAAUAUACAGUGAAGUAGUUGCCUAUCCACAUCAGAUUUUAGACUACCACAAAGAUAAUCCAUUUCUGAGAAAUACACAAAAUAAAGAAAGCCUUCGAGCAUUUUUACGUUUGCUAAACGAGAGCGAUGACAACGUUCAACGAUAUUUAGGUCGUGGUAGAGGUUGCUCUUGGAAGACAUCUUAUAUGCACACCCUUGGUUCACUUUCAAUUUUGUAUGAAUAAAAGCGUGCAAAGGAGCUCGGGAUACAGGCGGAAGUCACCCCACAAGGAAACUGGGCAAAGAACUUUGCCGCUUUGUCCAUCCACCGUCGCGAGGCCUGGGUCAUAACGGUAAAAGGGUUCAAUAAUUUCGUGUGGGGAUCUGAAUCAGCAGUUGAUCAAAACAAAUAUGGCCGCUAUCAAAGCUAUGGACAACUUUUGAUUGUAAAUACUGAUCAAGGAUUAAAGGCACAUGAUAUUGAGCGCGGCUGGGACUGGAACAGACUUCCAGGUACGACCAGUUUGCGCAUGCCUGCAAGACAACUAAAAACAAAAAAGUCGCGAUACUACAAUCCCAAAAGCCUUUGUGGAGGCAUCAAUUUUCAAGGGACUAGUCGUUACAGGAAUGGAGCUUUUACAAUGGAUUUUGAGAGGCCUACGUAUGAAGAUGAAGUUGCAAGAUUUUGGUUCAAGAAGUCCGUAUUUUUCUACGAAAAUCUGGUUUUGUGUUUAGGAAGCAACAUACGGUCUAAAAGCUUAGGGCUGAAGCUUUAUGAUGUUGAAACAACCCUGUUUCAAAAUACUCCUGGAGAUAAAAUGACGUUUAUCAAAGCAAAUGGAUACAACAUUCCACUGGGCCUGAAUCAGCCUUCCAGGUGGUUAACUUGGGGUAAAAUUCGCCAGGAAUGUUGA